Messenger RNA from Drosophila sulfurigaster albostrigata, 1576 nucleotides. RefSeq lists its product as uncharacterized. The record is from RefSeq and is a predicted model, not a curated record. Gene Ontology annotation, biological process: SCF-dependent proteasomal ubiquitin-dependent protein catabolic process. Bases 1 to 1452 code for a protein of 483 amino acids. Lineage: Eukaryota; Metazoa; Arthropoda; Insecta; Diptera; Drosophilidae. Gene Ontology annotation, cellular component: SCF ubiquitin ligase complex. The transcript is spliced from 4 exons.
AUGUCGAAGAAGUGUAGCGUGCGCAGCCUCAGCGACAGUUCUCUCGCGGAGCUGGCCAAUCUCUUAGUCUCCACCAUAAGCUAUGUGCAAUACGCUCCCGAUGUGCAGCUGGACAUCAACAUUCUGAUGGUCGAACUGAAUGAAUAUCUCGCUCAAUCGGGCGCCACUUCUAACAUCUAUCAGGAUUUACUUCGUGUCAUCUUGAGUUCGGAUUAUCUGGAGGCCAACAUGCGUUUCACAUGCCUGCAAAUGUUGCUCAAUUGUGGCGUCCAUUUCCUCGUCACCGAAGUCUUUCCGCCCAGCUACUAUGAGAAGAUCUUGCAGGUGAUUGCCGCCCAAGGCGCUGGACUGCGUGUGCUCAAUCUGAAAGGGAUUUGGGUGAAGGAGGAUCACAUGCAUUAUAUGUAUGAGAUUGUGCGACGUUGCAAGCAGCUGGUCAAGCUCUAUGUGCCGUAUAUAGCCAACGAUCAGCUGCUGGAAGAGAUUGCCUUGAACUGCAAUCGUUUGCAGAUUCUGGAUAUUUCCGGUGAAACAGACAUCACUGAAAUUGGCAUUGAUCAGUUGGCCAAGGGGCUGUGCGCUCAAUCCUUAACGGUGGUCGAUGUGGGCAUGCCGGGUGAGGAGAACAUUUGCUACUCCGACAUCGCCUUAAUUCUAGAGCAUUGUCCUCGUGUGGAGACACUUUCCACAUACUCCUUUGUGGGCGCUGCAUUGAAAUUCAUCUACGAUAACAUUGACAGCAACUUCAAGUGUCGAUUGAAGUAUGCACAUGACACGGCUACAGAUGAACCGACUUUGCAGGUGCUGCUCCAGACUUGUCCGCAAUUGGAAACUCUCUAUUUGGAUUCUCCGAAGCUCGGUUGCCUGCGUGCCUUACAAACACGGCAGCUGCGUAAGCUUAAGAUCUGCAAAUUUGUUGUAGCCGAGUUGAUUUCCCUGCUCGAGCGUCCCAUGGGUCAAAAACUCCGGCAUCUGACGUUGAUCAAGGGCAGCGGAAAUCUGGAUCUGGGCAAGCUGGCGCGUCUUUGUCCCUCGCUCAUCGAUCUUGAUUGUUAUGUGGUUGAAUCGCUGUCGUAUGCGUCUCAGGUGCGCUUUCAGCAGCUCGAGGGUCUGGAGAUUCUCAGCUGUGAUAUGAUGACCAGCUCGCUGAAGGCGUUCCUCUGCAACACGACGGAUCUGAAGCGUCUGGCGGUGGAUUCUGUGGAUUUUACAGACGAUGACAUUAUAAGCAUGUUCGUGCAGCACGAUUUCAAAGUGCUGGAAGAUAUUUGGUUCACGCUGGCGCCAGAGCUCACUGUACAGGCCGUGGAGCUGCUUAUGGAGAGUUGCCCGGAACUGCAGUCUGUGGGUCAAUUGACGGGUUGGUCGCUGACGCCGGAUGAUUUAUCGCUGAUACGUGGACUGUUGAAGAGCGGAAACUCUAGCCUUGUACUGACUACGAAUGCCAAUUAAAAUGCACCUGACAAUGGUUUUUCCUACUCUCUGUCUUCCGCCUUUCCGCUUGCACACAUUUUAUGUUUGCGCAAACAUCAACAAUCAACGUUUUUGUUCUUUGCAGCGCCUGCAAUAGAUGACC